CCUGAUAGGCAAAUACAAUAUUUAUACCUCUUUUUUUUUCUCUCUCUCUCUCUCUCUCUAUCCAUCUUUAAAAUAAACAAAGAAACAAAUAAGAACACAUUCCAAACCAGCUUUAUUAUUGCCUCCCUCAUUCACAGCCUGUCAAGCCUGAAUUAUUAUUAACAGCAGAGGAUUUUUAUGAUUUUUGUAGUCUGAGAGGUGUUUGCUUUAUUGUUUCUUCCUCAAAGUAAGGCAAACGAAGGAGUGGGUUUUGUUUUAUUCUUACAAAGGAGGAGUUUGAUUAAUUGAGGCAUAUUCACGAGGGAAUUGGGCACUGAAUUUGGUUUUUUGAUCAGCAAAGUUUUGGCAUGAGGAAGGCUGAAGAUGUUCAAUGACUCUCGUAACAAACAUUCAACAUCCUGGCUCUUUCUGUAUCAGGCAUGGGAACAAGACUUGAACCCACUUUCAAUCCUCUAGCCACCUCUGCCCACAGCAGCAACACAUUAUUCACAGUUCAAAGAGUGAAUGAGUGGCACCAUUUCCAGGACUCAACAAGGCUUCCCCCCAAGCUCCACACACCUGCCGCCAUGGCUGGACUUGACAAGUUUCAAGAAUCAGUGAACAAGAUGCUGCACAAAGGAGAAGUGGACUCCAUUAGAAACACAAUGCAGGUCCAUGAAGAUGUCUUCAAGAAUCAGGUGAAGGAACUCCAUCGGCUGUACAGUGUUCAGAAGAUGCUGAUGGAAGAGCUGAGGAGAGAGAGCAAGCAAAACUCACAAUGGGGUCCAAUGGCAAGUUCAGGAACUAAUCAUUUGCAGUUCAACAACCGCGAAAAUUCGACAUUACAGAGCGCUGGAGGGGGGCUGAUUUUCAAUCUUCAAAGCUUGAGAGAUGAUCCAAGCAGUAGAGAGAGGAGUGGAAGCUGUUCUGGAGACAACAUGAGAGUGUCAAGAGGGUUUGAUCUUGAAAGGCCUGCUGCAGCAGAGGAUCAAGACAUGUCGACCGGAGUUAGCACCGUCGACGAAGACCAAGCCGGGCCGAGCACGCCGAUCGUCGGAAAGAGCAGCAAGAUGAGCAUAGAAGACGGUGAUGUUGAGCUAACACUAAGCAUUGGUGGUGGUGUCAGCAAGAAGAGAUCAAACUCUCAUUCCCCUCUUACUCAAAAGGAGGGAGAGAUGGAUUCAUCUUUGUCAUUCAAAUCAGAAAGAGGAGAAGAAUGCAGUGACCCAACCACACCCAUGAGCAGCUCCAGUGCAACAUGUGAUCAGGAAACAAAACGGCCACAUUGGCUUUUCCAAAGUCUAAAGCUCAAGUAGAAGAUCACAACCCUUUUGCAUCCAUUAUUCCAAAAACAGAACACAGGUUCACUUCACAUUAAUUAACACAUUUUCACCAAUUGAGAUUCUUCUUCUAAUAUUAGUUUGCACUUCACUCCAAUAAAAUGGGAUGUUUGAGAUGCCCAGUUCCAAGAGCAUGCAUAUAUGUUGCUGUAAAUAGGCUGUCCUGUUUUACUCCAAUUCAUCUACAUUUGUAAGUUGAUCAAGUAGUGUUUGCAUAGGAAAACAGAGCAAAAUUACAAGAACCCAUCUGGAAAAAAAAGGCUAAUAAUAAGAUUAUGAAGUCAAACAAGUGAAUUAUGUGUUCUAA
This is a messenger RNA of Momordica charantia (bitter melon), 1626 nucleotides long. Its product is annotated as ras guanine nucleotide exchange factor Q-like protein. NCBI's taxonomy places the organism in Eukaryota, Viridiplantae, Streptophyta, Magnoliopsida, Cucurbitales, Cucurbitaceae. The record is from RefSeq and is a predicted model, not a curated record.